AUGUCACUCGUUUUACCCGAGAAGUUUCAACAUAUUUUACGUAUCAUGAGUACCAACAUUGAUGGUAAACGUAAGGUACCAAUUGCUAUGACAGCUAUCAAGGGUGUCGGUCGACGUUACUCUGGUGUUGUCCUCAAAAAAGCCGAUGUUGAUUUGAACAAACGUGCUGGUGAAUGUACAGAAGAGGAGGAAAAUUGGUUCUUGAACAGACAAAAGGAUAUCAUCGAUGGCAAAUAUUCUCAAUUGACAUCUUCAUUGGUGGAUUCAAAAUUGCGUGAAGAUUUGGAGCGACUUAAGAAAAUUCGCGCUCAUCGUGGUAUGCGUCAUUACUGGGGACUCCGAGUCCGUGGUCAACACACUAAGACAACUGGUCGCAGAGGACGCACAGUUGGUGUGUCGAAGAAGAAGUAG
This is a messenger RNA of Clunio marinus, 411 nucleotides long. NCBI's taxonomy places the organism in Eukaryota, Metazoa, Arthropoda, Insecta, Diptera, Chironomidae. The record is from the annotation of a GenBank genome assembly.